This is a messenger RNA of Trematomus bernacchii (emerald rockcod), 6508 nucleotides long. RefSeq names its product SHOC2 leucine rich repeat scaffold protein (gene shoc2). NCBI's taxonomy places the organism in Eukaryota, Metazoa, Chordata, Actinopteri, Perciformes, Nototheniidae. The record is from RefSeq and is a predicted model, not a curated record. The transcript is spliced from 9 exons. Gene Ontology annotation, molecular function: protein binding. Bases 459 to 2207 code for a protein of 582 amino acids.
AGCCCCAUAGCACGGUUUCGCAUCACGCCAGGGAUAACACACUCUCCAGUCUCUCGCUGCGGCGUGUUUAUGGUUUAAUUGUCAUUUUGAGCUGCAAACCUUCGAAGGAUUAAAAAAAAAACCUUGAUGACCUUUGCAGCCCGAAAUAACUCCAAGGUCCUUGGAUUGUAUGCAGUUCAAACACUUAAGCAUGUGGCCCAUGGGUGCCACAGUCCUGCUACUUCAAAGGAUCUUUUCUCCCAUGGAAUUUUAACAUAGGAACAAAGUUUCAAAAGCAUCCAAAAAACCCUUUGGAUCACAAGGCAUUUAUUUCAACGAUAAUCAUAAAUGUGUGGACCUGUACAGGGAUGUUUUCUUUAAAAGCCUACUUGACUGUAUGUGUCCCUUUUUUCCCGAAUAAGUAACCUAACAAGGGAGACUCCCAUGAGCAACUCUGCAGGAGGCUCGAUAACGUCGACAUGAGUAGUACUUUAGGCAAAGAAAAAGAUUCGAAAGAAAAGGACCCCAAAGGUGGUCCAGCUGGGAAAGAAAGGGAAAAAGAGGCCAAGGCUCUAGCCGGCUUAGUCAAAGAUGGUGGUAAAGAAACGAAGACCAAAGGGAAAGAUGCCAAAGAUGGAAAGAAGGACACCAGCAGCUCAACACCGGGUGUUGCCUUCUCGGUUGACAAUACGAUUAAGCGGCCAAACCCGGCAGCAGGUACACGCAAGAAGUCCAGCAAUGCCGAGGUGAUCAAAGAGCUCAACAAGUGCCGGGAGGAGAACUCAAUGAGACUGGACCUAUCUAAACGGUCCAUUCACAUGCUGCCCACCUCCAUUAAGGAGUUGACGCAGCUGGCUGAACUCUACUUAUACAGCAACAAGCUGCAGAGCCUGCCGGCUGAGGUUGGUUGCCUGUCAGGCCUGGUCACUUUGGCCCUGAGCGAGAACUCCCUGACCAGUUUGCCUGACUCCCUGGACUCCCUUAAGAAGCUUCGAAUGCUCGACCUCCGGCACAACAAGCUGAGAGAGAUACCGGCUGUUGUCUACCGACUAACAUCUCUGACCACGCUGUACCUGCGCUUCAACCGCAUCACAACCGUGGAGAAGGACAUCCGAAACCUUUCCAAGCUCACUAUGCUCAGCAUUCGGGAGAACAAGAUUAAACAGCUGCCUGCAGAGAUAGGGGAGCUAUGCAAUCUCAUAACUCUGGAUGUGGCACAUAACCAGUUAGAACACCUACCGAAGGAGAUCGGGAAUUGCACACAGAUAACCAACCUCGACUUGCAGCACAAUGAGCUCUUGGACCUACCAGAGACUAUAGGCAACCUUGCAAGCAUAAAUCGCUUAGGGCUGCGAUACAAUAGAUUGUCAGCGAUCCCCAGAUCAUUAGCCCAAUGCCGAGAGCUGGAGGAGCUAAACCUGGAAAACAACAACAUUUCGGUGUUGCCUGAAGGCCUACUUUCAAGUUUGGUCAACCUAACCAGUCUAACACUGGCAAGGAACUGCUUCCAGUCGUACCCUGUGGGGGGACCAUCCCAGUUCUCCACCAUCUACUCCCUCAACAUGGAGCACAACCGCAUCAACAAAAUCCCCUUUGGCAUCUUCUCCAGGGCCAAAGUGUUAAGCAAGCUUAACAUGAAGGACAACCAGUUAACAUCGCUGCCGUUGGACUUUGGCACAUGGACGAGCAUGGUCGAGCUUAACCUGGCCACCAAUCAGCUGACAAAGAUCCCAGAGGACGUCUGUGGUUUAGUCUCUCUGGAGGUGUUAAUAUUGUCCAAUAAUCUUCUCAAGAAGUUACCACAUGGUAUUGGGAAUUUGAGAAAGCUACGGGAGCUCGACUUGGAGGAAAACAAGUUGGAAUCUCUACCCAAUGAAAUUGCUUAUCUUAAAGAUAUACAGAAAUUGGUGUUGACAAAUAAUCAGCUGACCACGUUACCCAGAGGCAUCGGCCACCUCACCAACCUUACUCAUCUGGGUUUGGGGGAGAACCUGCUGCAACACCUCCCAGAGGAAAUAGGUACACUGGAGAACCUGGAGGAGCUGUACCUCAACGACAACCCCAACCUGCGCAGCCUCCCGUUCGAGCUGGCCCUCUGCAGCAAGCUGUCCAUCAUGAGCAUCGAGAACUGUCCCCUCAACCACCUGCCGCCCCAGAUUGUCGCAGGGGGCCCCUCCUUCAUCAUCCAGUUCCUCAAGAUGCAGGGACCGUACCGUGCCAUGGUCUGAGCCGACAGCAGCUCACUCCCAGUCCUACUUAACUCCAAACCCUCCACUUGCUCUGCACCCUCUCGCCUGCCCGCCCCCAUUAAGUGUAUCAUACACUGUAAAGAAAACCGACUCGCCACAAUCAGUGUCGGGGGCAAACACAUGGAGGAAGAGGGAGAACAAGAUGAUGUUUCUUUCACCAUCCUCGGGCAGAAACGGGGCGAAUCGUCAGACUUGACUUCUGUUUUACUCCAGAGUUUAUCACGGUCAUUUUCGGACCCCGGCCACCCCUGCUCAUGUUUCAUUCCCUAUCAGAGGAAAAUGUUCCAUCUCUUUGCCAAAACUGAAGAUAUAUAAAGUUAUAUAUAUUGAGUAACUGUGAGCUAAGUGGCAAGUCUUUUAACCAUAUAAACCGUGCUCCCAUUGCCAAUGUAUUUACAGUAAUUACACGCAUCUAUUAUGUGAGCAAGGAUACAAUUGUAUGCAAAAACAAACAAAAAAAGUCUUUGGAACAUUUACUGCUGCUGCUGUAAUUUUAACGUCGUCAUCUUGUUAUAUUUUCUUUUGAUAUUCACUUUUUUUUACAUCACCUUCGCUCCAGAUAACUUAUGUUAACUGCUUCUUGACCACAGAGAACAAAGAUCUAAUGAUGGCAUGUUUAUAAUAUCUUUUUGUAUUUUCUUUUUUUACCUGUUUUUGUUUAUUUUCAAAAACUGUGCCUAUGUUUAGAGUGAUCCAGUGGUUCAUUUCUAGACACAAUUGUCCAUGAGAAUACAAAGAUAUAAAUUAUUUCAAUAAUUCAUUUUUUAUUACAGCUGUUUUUAAGUUAGUUUUACUUUUUUUUUAAUUGGGUUUUUUGCUGUAACAUCAAUCUGUUAAAGCAAGUGAUAUAAUUAGUCAAAUAGGGUAAUUGGAGAUCUUUUUAACAAAUAACAGCAGCAGUUGUUAAACAUUAAGCUAGUAACGUAUACAUAUGAGAAAUGCCAAUCAUAAAUGCUUGAAAAAAAAGAAGCAAGAUGGACUUUUCUCCCGUGCGGGUGGUGCUCCGACCCCCGUCAAUAUUGCUUUUGUGACAAAAAGUUAUUUGGAAAAAAGUCAAACCUACAGAGGUGAUGGGAUAAAUGACAAGAUGUUUUAUACAUGUAUACAAAUCCUGGUUGUUGCCUUGAGUGCAAUUUUAGUUCUGUUUACUGGUUUGAUAUUAUCUUCAGUGUUGGGCUGCAUAGCUAUCAUUCAAUUGAUCAUUGACCAACAUAUCAAGCAUUUUGAAAAAUACUUUAUCUUGGUCUCUUGCGCUGUGGUGAGUGUAUCAGAGCUUCAAAACAGUUUGAUAAUAAAUCAUUGACAGGUAACACUUCCUAUUGGUAAUAUCCUUAAUUCCUCAGUAUUUUUUUUGUUUUUGACACGGUCGCAUACAAAUCUUAAUUACAUGAUGGAAAAUGUUCCCUUGAUUUAGAUUCCUUAUGUAAUUAUAUAUAUUUUUUUCUUAAAUAUCUUCUUUUGUCCCACACUGUCCCAGCAAUGCUGCUGCUCUUAUGCACUUUUUUAAAAAGACAUUGGCAUCCUCUAUAUUAAAAAAAACAAACACACAGUAGCCUCUCAUUGGUUAUUUUGAAUGGGGGCAUUUUGUUUCAUAAAGUAUUUUAUCUGUUUUAAAUAACGGUUUAUCAUGUAAAUUUGUAUCAAUUGAACAUAAAUGUUAAGUUUAGCGGGCUCAGAAUAUACUAGUAACUUCCUUUGGGGAAGUUGUAUCCUGUCAAUCUUAAAAGGGUCUGUGUGGCUAUGAGAUGUCUUAAGAUUCCCAUAUCCUGCUUUCUCCAUUGCAAGUGAAGGCUUACUGCAUUUCAGAUCAGCAUUGUUUAUUUGAAAUCAAUUUGCAUUGAGUGUUUUCUUUUUUCUAAAUGAUGAAAUGUGUAUUUAGUUAGUAUUAUUUCAAGUGACUGUACAUUAAAAAUCCCAACAAAAAGGUAAUCAAACCAAACUUUUUUUUCUUUAUGAAAACGUGUUGCAUCCCUGCUCUAUAUUCAAUCAUGAUUCUUUUUUGUAUUGAAACGUGUGGGUCUACUUUUUGCAGCAGCUUGGUGUGUUUUACUUGGCUGUGGCUCGUCUCCUCUCGGGUGGGGAGCGAUGUGCCGCUGCUUCUGAUUUACCAGCAGAAUCUGUUGCUGCUUUCGUGGACUGAAACAUAUGCUGUACAACACGGGGGGGCAGGAGGCGGGGAGCGGUCCACUCCCAACACUGAUACAGACUUCACUCGAAAACCUGACGAGGAACAAAUCCACUGACCGUUUUGAUUUGGUGUCAGGCCCGGUGGCUUUUCUCACAGAUCAAAUCGUUCGGAAACAACGAUGAUACGACACAACAAGGUGCAUAUUUGAGCUAUACGCAGUUACAGUACAAGACUGUCGGAAAAGACAACAACAAAUUGUAAAAAGGGCUUUCUGUGUUUACGCUCAACAACACACCGGAGGCAUUGCAUUCCUGGGUUUUCUAUACAAGCUUUGGAAGUUUUUUUUUUGUGUAUUUACUUUUAGCUGUAAACAAUUGUGUGAAAAAUGCCUUCAACGUGUACUCAAAAGUGAGACGUGCAUUAGGUAAGCAGCGAGAGUGCUGUGACCCAUUUUUACAUUCAGUCUGUGGUUUUUGCGUUUUAUCAUGUGCCAUUUUGCAAGGUUGAGGAGGCCUGUGUAUGAAGAUGCAGAGGAUGAUGGGAGGUGGGGCACAAACUGAACUAGGCUAAUGGACUGGAGAGCAUUUAUCAGAUCCUGGAAUGUAGUUUUAAUGUGCUGUGUAGGAGACGGAGAUCACCGACUAGCACGUUCAGUUUCAGUUUUGACUUGUUAGAUCAAAAUGAUGACAACUUAUUGCAUACUGGUGCAUCCAAAAUAUUUGGAGUAUAAUUGGUGUUUAUUUUUCUAUCGUCUGAUUUUUAGGCAGUGGAAAGCAUCGCAGAUCAAAGUAAUUUCUCUCAUUUUGCUUUUUAUUCGGGAUCAUGUCCUUUUUUUGCCUGGUUAUUUUGUACAGGAAACAAGCAUGUUGAACACAUUUGUCUGGGUCAGAAUCGGGCGUUUUUUGCAUAUAGGACUUGGAUUUAGUGGCUAUUUGGUGUAUCUGCAAAUGCUCCCUUUUUGUAUAUUGCAAAGGGUAUCGAAGCAUUGUGUGGCAAUGCUUAUCCUACUUAAUCUACAUUGACAAGCAGCCUUAAUGGUCCUUUUUAUGUGUUUGUUUGGCUAUUUCUUGUGUCUAUGGCCACUGACUGUACUUGAUGACAAGCAACUGGUUGUUACAAUGUAAAUUUGGGUCUAGUUUCUUUCUGUCUUAUUUUUUUCCUUUUACUCUGUACAGUAAUCUGACAUUACGGUAGACUCAGUAUUACAAAAUGUGUAAUGUGAUGAGAGUUUUACAAAGAGACAUUGCAAUGGAAGAUAAUGCCAUUAUGCUACCAAGUGAAUUUGCAUUAGCUUGCGUCUCACUUGUCUUUGGCAUUAAAGAGGAAUUCCACCAAAACUGGCUUGCAAUUAUUCUGCAAAGGUAAACUUUUUCACCAGAAGUUAACAGGAUUUAUGUUUUCCUAGCAAGUCAUAUCAGGUUUGAGUAAUAAAGAUCAAGGGAAGUAAAAGUUACUACACAUUACUAAAUAAACAUCUGCUUUUUGUAAUUAAACCAAGUCACUUUUGGUGGAAAGGCCCUUUUAAUGGGAAGCCGCCAGUACCCCCUCUAUUGUAUCUCCAUACUUUUUCUUGACUGCCUUAUGCGCACCAAGCAAAACUUUGAUGACAAUUUGAUUUAAACAACAAAGACAGAUAAUCUCUUUUCUUCUUUUCUUUCUUUAAUGUCAGUAAAGGGAUCUGGGUCUACAGAUUGAACAGAUGUUGAAAGCAAAGGUUUUGUGUCAGUUGUCUCUUGACUGGACGAGCAGAUGCAGACAUGACUACCUCUAUGCGAGUCUUCAUUGCUAACCACAGCGACCAAGAUCCAGUUUGAGGUGUUUCUACCUGUGUACAUACAAAGUUGCGUGUUGGCAGCAGGAAUUUGGAUUUGGACUAGCAAUUCAACCACAAUUUGUUUUACUUGGCAUCCUUCUGUUUUAUUUUGGUUUUACGCCUAUACAAGUAUUAUUUGGCAAAUGAAAGAGGAAAAUUGUGUGCUUGGUUGUAAAUGACAAACUCUAUCAAUGCCGCCCCAUUGUAAGACAGUUAUCCUGAAACCAACUAUUGCAGAGUGCUACUUUGCAAAUGAGUGAAAAUUACCAUGUUUGGUGAUGUUCUGUAUGUACAUACAUCUUUUUAACUGUAAUAAACCGAUACAUAUUUACAAAUUUA